Messenger RNA from Gallus gallus (chicken), 6026 nucleotides. It is a transcript of the gene SLC45A2, whose product is annotated as solute carrier family 45 member 2. Gene Ontology annotation, cellular component: membrane. NCBI's taxonomy places the organism in Eukaryota, Metazoa, Chordata, Aves, Galliformes, Phasianidae. The transcript is spliced from 7 exons. The coding region runs from base 99 to 1730 and encodes 543 amino acids. The record is from RefSeq and is marked validated. Gene Ontology annotation, molecular function: sucrose:proton symporter activity.
CCCAGAACAGAGCAAUUACACCCGGCAUAUGAUCAGGGCUCCAUGACAGCCAAACCAGGCAGCACUGACUUGUCCGAGCACUGCGCGUAGCCAGAGCAAUGACCCUAACGGAACAGCACUUCCAGGAGUCUCCUCCACCCCCUUCUGAGGUGGCCAAGGCAGACAUGGACAGCACAGGAGGGAAGGAGAAGGCUGCGCAGCCCUCCACGGCAAGGACUGGAGCGCUGGUGCGCAAGCAGCAAGCAACGGGAAGGCUGAUCAUGCACAGCAUGGCGAUGUUCGGGAGGGAGUUCUGCUAUGCUGUGGAGGCUGCCUUUGUCACGCCAGUGCUGCUCAGUGUAGGGCUGCCCAAGAGCCUGUACAGCCUGGUGUGGCUCAUCAGCCCCAUCCUGGGCUUCGUGCUGCAGCCCGUGGUAGGUUCUGCCAGUGAUCACUGCGCCUGUAGCUGGGGCAGGAGGCGACCUUACAUUCUGGGUCUGGGCAUCAUAAUGCUGGUAGGAAUGGCUUUGUACCUCAAUGGGGACGAGAUGAUCUCAGCUUUCAUCGGUGAGAGAGAGAAGCAACGGACAUGGGCAAUAGUCAUUACCAUGCUGGGAGUAGUGCUUUUUGAUUUUGCAGCUGACUUUAUUGAUGGCCCCAUCAAAGCAUAUUUAUUUGACGUCUGCUCUCAUGAAGAUAAAGAGAAGGGUCUGCAUUAUCAUGCCCUGUUUACAGGCUUAGGAGGAGCACUGGGCUACCUGACAGGUGCUGUGGACUGGGGUGAAACUGUACUAGGAUAUUCCUUGACGUCAGAAUUCCAGGUGAUUUUCCUCUUGUCAGCCUUGGUUUUCCUCAUCUGCCUUAUUGUACAUCUACGCAGUAUUCCUGAAGUCCCACUCAGAUAUGGCAACAAAGAGACAAAGCUCUUGUUGGAAGUGACCGAGCCCUAUAAGUACAGAUCCAUAGAGGAAAUCAAGAAUGGAUACUCGUCAUGUACUGACUUAAAUGCUACGAGUAAGACAAAGAAAGGUACUGAUGCAUCGUGUUCAGAGGCUCAAAGGCGGAUGACACUUAAGUCACUCUUGAAGACUCUUUUAAGCAUGCCAUCCCAUUAUCGCUGUCUGUGUGUGAGCCACCUCUUUGGAUGGAUGGCUUUCAUGUCCAACAUGCUCUUCUUCACGGAUUUCAUGGGGCAGGUUGUGUACCAGGGCAGUCCUUAUGCUUCUCAUAACUCCACACUAUACCAUACCUACAGAAGAGGAGUGGAGGUUGGAUGCUGGGGGCUGUGCAUCAAUGCGAUUGCAUCCUCAGCCUAUUCUUACCUGCAGAAAGUCCUUCUGCCAUACAUAGGAUUAAAGGGACUUUAUUUCAUUGGAUACCUACUUUUUGGAUUAGGCACUGGGUUGAUUGGCUUGUUUCCCAAUGUCUAUUCCACCUUGGUUCUAUGUUCGCUUUUUGGAGUCAUGUCCAGCACUCUGUACACAGUGCCUUUCCAACUCAUUGCAGAGUAUCACAAAGAAGAAGAGGACCUGAAUCUGCAGCAGAAGGAACAAGGCACAGAGCAUGGGAGAGGAAAGGGCAUUGACUGUGCUGCUCUCACCUGCAUGGUCCAGCUGGCACAGAUCAUUCUCGGUGUGGGCCUAGGGCUCUUGGUCAGUGUUGCUGGCAGUGCGGUCACUGUGAUUUCAGCAUCAAUGGUGGCACUGAUUGGCUGCUGCUUUGUUGCUUUCUGUGUUCGAUAUGUGGGGUAAGACUGUGUGAAACAGUUGGAAGACGUAGCCCCAGAAGAUCAGCAGCACUGGUGCUGUUGCCACGCUGAUACUGCUGGUACACCCUCCCCUCUUAACCUGCUUGGAGCAGCUGCAAUUACAGAGCAUCACUUAACCACAAAGUGAAGACUUGGUGAAAUUGGUUGCCUAAUGCCUCAGCUAGAAAGCUUCUCCUUUCUGACUGCUUUAUUACUGCCUUCCUGCUGACCUCAGUGCAUGAACACGCUAUUACACUUGAAGACACAUCUGCCUGUGGUGUCUUGAUGUCCUACAUGAGGAGUCAUUGUGAAACUCAUUAUCAGUUUGUGGAAGUGAAUAGAUGAAGUAUGUGAUGAAUUGAAGGAGUAAUGAACAGCGCUAGGGUUAAACUUUUUUUUUUUCCUUCUCAUUUUUCUGUUAUCUUAAUUUUGGGGAUAUUAUUUUUGAUGGCCUAAAGCUGCAGGAGCAUCAAGCAGGUGUCAGAGGUCACGUGCCAUCAUGUUGUAUGGUUAGUAUGUAGGUCACUCCAAAAGUAAUACCUCCUAUUUAUUUCCAUGAAAGCAGCAACAGAUUCAAAGAGCACAGUAAUACUUUUCGAUAGAGCAAAUUCUCAUCUGCAAAAUGCCACCACUGCCUAUGUAUUUUUGCCAGUGAUGAAAGAAGGCCUGCAUUCACCAGUGGAGAUGACCCACUGUUGCACCUCCCACCACCACGCCAAUAUCCACUGUUUGAUCUCCACAAACAUUCAGCAAGUGUUGAUGAAUGUCAGUGGGUGACAUGUUUUUUCACACAAAAGAAUUCAGUCACACACCUUCGCUUCAUCUGCACUUCCAUGUCAGAUGCCAUUUUGUCAAACUGCCCCUCUGCUGCCAUCUGUUGCAAAGCAACUGGAUGUAGCAGAAUAUUGGUGGGAAGAUUCAGCCUCUGCUGCCAUGGCACCAGCACCCACCUCUGACACUGUGAGCCAAUACCGUAAAAUAGAAAGCAUUACUUUUGAAGCAGCCCUCAUGCUAUUGUUAAAGGGGAUAAGUUACCUCCCUGCUGCCAUGAAAUCCUGUUUGGGUAUGAAAGGUGGCUGGAGUGUAAUAAAAAUAGAAACUUUUUGCUUAAAAGUAUAUCUGUAGAGUAGUUGUUCUAUUGUAUCCUGCUGUAUGUGUAUAAUUGAAAUGACAGCACUGACUGAGCUUGUCAUGAAAGUCUGCCUAAGGCUGCUCUGUGGAUCUUUGUUUAGACACCUGAACAAUCGAUCUACAGGAAACAACUGCCAUUCCUUCACUCUUAAAACUCUACCCUCAUGACUUCAUUUAUAAAUGAAAAAAUAGACUUGGCCAAAAAAAAAGUUACAUUCAUGGUGGUACACCACUCAAAUCUUGACAUUGAAUAUUACAGUAUUUAACUUACCGUAUUUCUCUAUUUUCCAUGCGUGCAUAUAGCUUAGACUGAUUUAUUUUAGUUCUUUACAGGCUACUGUAAAUUAAAUGAAUUCUGCAAAGUCUAUCAUGAAUUAUGUACAGAGAUACCUCUAACUUCUACCAUAAAUCCUGAAGUCUUCUUAUUUGUAUUUAAUUGAGUACUGAGCUUCAUUCCUAUGAAAAUUCUAAGUCCUGUGUCUGUGAAAACGGUAUGCUAUAUUUAUGCUGCAUUUCCUCUGUUCUGGAGAAUGUCAUACCCAUUUGCUACUCCUCGUGAAGGAGUCCACUAAUGCAAUAUCGUUAAUGAAUAGCAAUACAGAGAAAAAUUAUUGCUAGCUAGGAUUUUUUUUUGUUUGCUUUUAAUCACAUGUUGCACAUGUAUGAUCAACACCAUCGUCUCAGAGCUGAUCAGCUCUUAGAGUAGGGACACAUGGUGUAAACAGGCACCACUACACACAAAUGGCUGGAUGUGAGGGAGAGAAGCCUUUGCACAGGUGCACCAACUUUGGCCUUGUUUUUGUUUUCAAAACUGUGGCGAGCCAUUUAUUCUCAGGAAAAAAAAGACAAUUUCUCUUGCAUAAACUUAUAAAAAUUAUAUAUAUGAUAUAUAUACUUACAUAUUAUGUAUAUAAUAACAACCCUGUGGAAGCCUCAGCUGCAUUUUCUUGGUGGUUGCUUUUCCACUGUAGGCCCCAGACGGGGCUCCGUUCCUGGCAGACCUUGCUUUUCUUCACAGCUUCUUCAUCCUGCCUCGUGAAGAAUCUGUGGUUCAUGGCUUUUUCUGCCUUGGGGUUCUUCAUUAACCCCUUUCAUGUUAUACUCAUGGAAUAGAAGAGAUUGCAAGAGUGGGGCAUGGAGCCAUGCUUGAAACAUUCUGUGGGUAUUUUGUGGGCGCUGGGAGCACAAGGGCACAACCAGAACAAAAAACAGGAGAAAUACAGAAAUUGAAGGAUGGUUUUAAUCUCAGUUAACUUACUGCCAUCAUUAUUCCAUCGAUGUGCUAUCUCCCCAAAGGAGGACAUUUUAAGGAAAGAGAAAGUCUAAAAACAGGGAAUGGAGAUGGCCAGGACUACCAGACUCAAAAGCAGCAUGUAGGCCCAUGUUCCAAGAGCUGUAGUUGAGUUACUAUCUUACGCUUGAUUUCUAGAAUGGGUCUGGGAAAAGAACUUGGCAACAUUUACUUACAUCUUUUCCCUGAGGCUUACUGCAACCAGAACAUUGAAAUUCGAAUAGUUGUUGCUAUCUCUGCUCUCCUAUACGAAGUGAAAGCUGGCAUUGAUUCACAUCCACAGAGUGACAGAUCUGUAGCAACAUCAGAAUUGUGAACCUGAGAACAGAACGGAGAUGUCAUUUAACUUAUAUAUCAAUGCUUUCGUUUACAAAUCUGCUCAGAGAAUACUAUUCAAUCAUCCAUAUCAUCGUUCUCAUUAUCUUUCCUUUUAAAAUGAAUUACAAUCUAUAGAACAGACCACAUAAUAAAUUCAGCUUUUCUUUGAAAUUCUUCCUAUAUUUGAUUCUAAGACUUAAGGUAACAUCCAUCUUCAGGUGACUUUGUCAAAAAGUAAGAAAGCAACAACAAAAAAAGUGCAAUUUGAAAAACAGUAUUUAAAGUUGAAGAUUUAUGAAGGUGCUCAUUCUAAAGCCAAAAAUACAUUUGAGAUGUCACUGAAAAUAAUCUAAAAUGUUGCUAAUUUGUGAGAAGGGAGAACAUAGGUAUUUCUUUCAGCACUUGAAAUAUGUUACAGGCACUGAAGAACCUCACUGUGGUGCUAUUAACUCAAGAGCUUCCACCUUUUCAAUCUCUUUCUGUAUUUGUUCAGGACUUGAAUUACCAGUAUAUUCAGUUAUGGCAUUUAAUAUCAGCUUUUAUUGCAGUAAUGUGAGUUUUGAAGUUAGAAGGGACUCAUCUGAUCUUUCUCAUGUAGUUCUGCUCCCGUAUGCAUAAAAUCAAACAAAGAUCUAUGCUGUGUUUAGGCAAAUGAUGUGCCCAGAUGAAGAUGCAGAUGUUUUGCAAUAAUCAAUCCCUCCUCCCUCCCACUUUAACAGAGCUAGUUGUGGUUUAAUGAAAAGAAGCAGGAAACAAAUAUGCCAUCUUAUCUUCCCACCUCUUUCCCUCUUCUUUCUCUUAACAGUGCCUGUCAUUUAUUCCCAUUUAAUAAACUGGCUUGUUACUUACCUGAAAUGUUAGAGAAAGUUUUGAUUCUCUUUAUAGAGUACCUGCAGUAUUAGUAAUGUCGCAGUUUCUUUUUUUCUCCCCCAGUUUUCAUCUUUUCUCAGUGAUUUCAAUAGAUUUCUUUGACUUCUAAACUAGCAAAUUAGGGGGUUUAUGGGCAACACGUUCUCAGUCAUGAAUCAUUAAUAUCUUUGCUUGGUAAAAUUCACAGUUUCAGCACUGGUGCCUGCAACUUGUUACCAGCCCCUGCAAUAUGUCAAAAGACAGGGAGAAAGCAGUGCAUCUAGGUAUGGCAAUGAUGACUUUUGAUAUUUCUGUACUAAAAAAUGAGUUACUUCAUACAGGAAGAAGGUGGAAUUAUCUGUGAUAAAGUGUGUUCAGAUUAUUUUUGUUGCGAUAAAGCUGUAUGAACAUUAUGUACAAACCUUUUCCCUGUACGUUUCCAGCAUUCAUUUCUCAUUCCCUACCUGUUCCUUCUUUAUUCAUUUAAGCAAUGCUUGAAGCUACUUGUGCAAAAUUAAACUCUGAAAAGCAUUUCACAAUUCAGUUCUCUUUAAUGCUUUUUCAGUUUCAUGUCAGCCUGUUUAGUUACUCAAGGUGUAUUUGUUAGUUGUAUUUCAUAAAGCUUUUCCUUGAAAAUUAUUGUAUUUCCCCUUUUCUACUUUCUCGCCUGUACAUUAAAGUAAUGACUUCACAUCAUGUAGAAACAUCCAA